ACAAUAUAUUAACGUGAUUGAGGUACAGCACUCGAACACACUGUAGUUCUCGUUGACGUGUGACGUCCUGAGAAUCUGUCAAGAAUUACUACCCUGAUCAUUUCAGUAGCUAUUGGUGUAAUAACGGUUGAUGUAUAGUGGAAUGUUUAUUCGUAAGGAUGAAACUUCAGUGGCGCUCAUUUGGUUACAAAUCAAAGAUUGUAUUUUUGUGUUCCAGUGCAAAUUUCAUAAAUGCAAUUGAUCGAGUAUUGAUGCCACUGGCAAUAGUUCCAAUGACCAUUGAAUACAAGUGGAGUCUCUACCUUCAAGGAUGGAUACUUUCUGCAUUUGCUUUCGGCUACUUCACAAGCCAGAUAAUUGGUGCAAAUGCUGUAAACAAGUAUGGCGGCCGAAGAGUGCUGUGCUUUGCUGUGCUUCUUUGGUCCUUAUCAACAAUUAUUACACCAUUUGUAGCUUGGUACCUACCUGCCCUGAUCUUUUUUCGUGUGGUUUUGGGAGUUGGAGAAGGCCUUGGGUUGCCGACCAUUUUUCAACUGUUUGCUCAGCAUAUACCAGCAGAAGAAAGAAGUAGGGCUUUUGGAUAUAUGGUUGCAGCCGGAUCGAUUGGACAGACAUUUGCUUCUCUGUUUGUCCCACACAUGGACUGGAAAGUGUCUUUUGUAUUAUUUGGAGUGUCUGGUGUAUUGUGGGUCAUCUGUUGGCUACUUACAUAUCAUGAUUCACCCAUUGUUCCAGAUGAAGAAGGACAGCUUAUGCUAGAGAAGGAAGUCAUGUGCAUAUCAUGGGUAGAAUGGAUAUCACAUUGGUCGUUGUGGUCCAUAUACAUAGCUCAUUUUGCCAUGAAUUGGAGCAACUAUAUCAUAAUGCAGUGGCUUCCCACUUACCUGUCACGCACAUUGGGAGCCAACAAAGAGAGUAUGAGCCUCACUGCUGUGCCUUAUAUCAUCAGUUCCCUGUGUGGAGUUGCAUGGGGUCAUAUUGCGGAUCAGAUGAUAGUUAUUGGAUGGCCUCUCUUGAGAGUACGACGCUUAAUGACAUUCUUUGGGCUUGUUGGACCCGGUGUAUGUCUUGCUUUGUUCCCAGAGGUUACAAAUUUGGUUGUUGCUGUUCUAGUAAUAUCAUUGGCUAUGGCACUUUGUGCAGCGAACUCCGCAGGACACCUGAGCAACCACGCUGACAUUGCCCCACAUCAUGCUGGAGUAACAUUUGCUAUUUCAAAUACAAUAGCCACCAUUCCUGGGAUCUUAUGUGGACCUUUGACUGCUGAGUUAGUCGUUGCAUCUCACGGACGAUGGUUUCCUGUGUUCCUUUUGGCUGGGACUAUUAAUUUUACUGCUGCAAUGAUAUAUCAAACCCAAAGCUCAGCAAAACCUGUUCUAUGACAGAGAGACUAGAUUUAGUUUGUUUUAUAAAUGAAAGAGUUUGUAAAAGA
Macrobrachium nipponense is the source of this 1432-nucleotide messenger RNA. RefSeq lists its product as uncharacterized. Gene Ontology annotation, biological process: monoatomic anion transport; transmembrane transport. NCBI's taxonomy places the organism in Eukaryota, Metazoa, Arthropoda, Malacostraca, Decapoda, Palaemonidae. Bases 159 to 1382 code for a protein of 407 amino acids. The record is from RefSeq and is a predicted model, not a curated record. Gene Ontology annotation, cellular component: membrane. The transcript is spliced from 9 exons. Gene Ontology annotation, molecular function: transmembrane transporter activity.